Hyla sarda is the source of this 2538-nucleotide messenger RNA. RefSeq names its product tetraspanin 5 (gene TSPAN5). Gene Ontology annotation, biological process: protein localization to plasma membrane; regulation of vascular endothelial growth factor signaling pathway; protein maturation. Gene Ontology annotation, cellular component: membrane. The transcript has 8 exons. The record is from RefSeq and is a predicted model, not a curated record. Lineage: Eukaryota; Metazoa; Chordata; Amphibia; Anura; Hylidae. The coding region runs from base 420 to 1226 and encodes 268 amino acids.
AGGAGCCUCUGCUGGAGGAAGCCGCUGUUGUGUCUGCUGCUAUCAGUCUUGAUUGUCUACAUCACCCGGGAGGGCGGGAUGGACGAGGAUUAAGCUGUCACAUAGGGAUAAGAUGAAGUGACGUCCACUCUGCCUGGAUAAGUGACACAGACUCGUACCGUGCAGAUCUGCCGCACACACUGCCUGCAUCCAUACGGAUGAUGUGUCCUCUCCAGUGUGCACACACUUAUAUCAGCACACUGCUUUCCUGCUCUACGGGCUCUGCCUGAGCUCACACAUCUACACAGAGCAGACACACAGUGACUGGAAUCCCUGGGCUCCAGGCCUGGCACUACGGCUUCCACCUGGCUCCCUCCCGGGCUCUGAGUCCUGAUCUCCCCCGCACCCAGCUCGGGGAUCUGCCUCCAUGCAACCGCACGAUGUCUGGGAAGCAUUACAAGGGGCCGGAGGUCAGCUGCUGCAUCAAGUACUUCAUCUUCGCCUUCAAUGUCAUCUUCUGGUUUUUGGGAAUAGCCUUUCUUGGAGUCGGUUUAUGGGCAUGGAGUGAAAAGGGUGUGCUCUCAAACAUUUCCUCCAUCACGGACCUUGGUGGGUUUGAUCCUGUUUGGCUCUUCCUGGUAGUGGGAGGAGUGAUGUUUAUCCUGGGUUUUGCUGGCUGCAUUGGAGCUCUACGAGAAAACACUUUCCUCCUAAAAUUUUUUUCAGUUUUCUUGGGAAUUAUUUUCUUUUUGGAGCUCACAGCCGGUGUCCUAGCAUUUGUAUUUAAAGACUGGAUUAAGGAUCAGCUGUAUAUAUUUAUCAACAGCAACAUCAAAGCAUACAGAGACGAUAUUGACCUGCAAAACCUCAUUGACUUCACACAAGAAUACUGGCAGUGCUGUGGGGCAUUUGGAGCUGAUGACUGGAAUCUCAAUAUUUACUUCAACUGCACAGAUGCCAAUGCUAGCCGAGAGCGCUGCGGAGUGCCAUUCUCCUGCUGCACUAAAGAUCCUGCUGAAGAUGUUAUUAACACUCAAUGUGGCUAUGAUGUCAGGCAAAAGCCAGAACUUGACCAGCAAGCAACCAUACAUACCAAGGGCUGUGUUCCUCAGUUUGAGAAGUGGCUGCAGGAUAAUCUUACCAUUGUAGCUGGCGUGUUCAUAGGCAUUGCAUUACUACAGAUCUUUGGCAUAUGUCUGGCGCAGAAUUUGGUAAGUGACAUUGAAGCUGUGAGGGCCAGUUGGUAAAUCUAUUCCUAUAGAGACCAAGUUCUGUUGAAGACACUGGAAGCAGAUACUCAGCCUGGCAGCUCGAUACCAUGGUUCAAGGCCAAGAAUGUUCACAUUCCGUUUUUCAGCGAUGUAGAAGAAUUCCUUGGCGUCUUUUUUCAUAACUAAUGGCACAAGCUAUUAGCUCGGAUCUUUUCCAUGCAACAAAGCAUUAGAUCGAUCACAGAGAAGUAAUUGUGAACACAAACAAACCUGGAGCUUUUAUUGUGUUUUGAUGCAUGUGGUAAGGUCUACAGAAUAUUUGUGAAAAGAACAUUAUGUCACCAUCGUGCGGCACACAAUGAAUGCACAAUUUUUUGGGCAGAUGUAUAAUUUCUUUAUUGAUAGCACAACCGUCAGACAUAUGAUCUGCUCGCUAUGAGUAACUUGGUAACACUGUCUUGUAUAUACUACAUGAGAUGUCAGCAUUUAGUUGUUUCUAAUUUUACAAUCUAGGGCUCCAGUCUAGUUUAAUAGACUAAGAGAGAGAGAAAACAUAGGCACAUAGUAUCAUGGCUAUAGAAGCUAAUGUGCACCGCAUAGAUCGGAGACCCCACACUUCACAGUUUGUGCUUAUGAUGUUGUUUUAUUCAGAAUAACAAUUCACCAAAGGUAGGAAGCGGCUAUGUGCUUAUGUGAUCACUGUGUCUGUGCUUGUAUCUGAAACACAUACUACCUUCACACAAAAAUGUUUGCAAAAAAUUGGAAAUGUGUCAGACUAAAUGAAGAAAGUACACACUACGCUUUGAUCAAUGAUUCAUUUUGUGAGUAUUUCACUCGCUAGAGGUUGGAAUAGUCAUGUUUGACAGAGAAUGAAAAAGAAAGCAUUGCACUCAUUAUUCCUGCAGUUAUCGGAAGUUUUCACAGGCCUUUGAUGCUAAUAUCUAACAUGUAUUUCCUUCGGAGUCAAAAUCCUACUGUGAAGAAUGAAAAGUGUUUUAUAGGAAAUGAAAAAGGCAAAUUUACUUCAAUAAAUAAAUGUAGAUUAUAACAUUAUAUGUAUAUUUGUAAUAUACAUUGGUUAAAGAAUACAGGAAGUAUGGGUGGAAAAAGCAUGGCCCUGUGUAGGCCAUAAAUACACAGGGUGAGCUAUUUAUAUGGAUACACCUUAAUAAAAACGGAAUGGUUGGUGAUAUUAACUUCCUGUUUGUGGCAUAUUAGUAUAUGUGAGGGGGGAAACUUUUCAAGAUUGGUGGUGACCAUGGUGACCAUUUUGAAGUUGGCCAUUUUGAAUCCAACUUUUGUUUUUUCAAUAGGAAAAGGGUCACACAUCAAACUUAUUGGGAAUUUC